GUUGGAGGUUUACGUCAUUCUCCUGAAUCCAUUCGGGGAGAGUAUGCGCGGAGAUGACGGACGGGCGUGCGCGCGCACGCACGCACGCACGCACGCAUGCAUGCACAACCUCCUUUUCGUCGCGGAAAAGACAACAAGCGAUAAAAAGUCGCCCACACCAUCGUCGCUGACCUGAACGAGUUGAAUCGCAUUCUCUCUAGUGUUCGGACGUUGUAUUGGAAACGUCGACGACGACGUUCUCGUGAAGAGAAACAGAGUUUCUAGUGUUUCUACUGUCAAAAUUCGGAGGGGGUAUAUAUCAUUAUAUGAGAAGACGCGAAAAUUUUUCGCUGACACAUUUUACUGUGAGUGAUAUUCGGAUGCGCGUCCUCCUUCGGGGAGACUAUUUUUGCGCAAUUUGAUGACUUCGUUAUCACCUGCCGCAAAUCAUCAGACUGACGAAGAUAUGUGAUUGAUAGAUCGCCGUCAGCUCUUUUUCUUAUACCACCAUAUCACCUCUCCAGCCAUCAGAUCGAUGCACGUACGACACGCGGCGCGCCUCUCUUUCAUUUUAAAUAUAACGGUUUAUAAAUAAGUAUGAGCAAUAGCGGGAGUGCGCGGCGGGGCUGAUUUUUCUUUCCGUUCGCGCGUUGUUUAUCCACGCGCUCUCCGCACGCGAGAGAGAUAGAUCUGCUUACUGAGAGAAAGAGAGAGAGAGAGAGAGACAAAGUGAGCGUCGGAUGCAUUCGACUUUUUUCCAGUGUGUCCUUUGUACAUAAACGCCGCCGAAACUCUAUCAAGGUUAGUGUGUUUGCUCUUUGCUUAGUAUUUUGCGCGCUUCUUUCUGACAAGGAUGAUAGAUCCGAGGAUGAUAAGAAAAGCAGAAGAGACAGAGAGGAGGGAGAGGAAAGCGCGAAAAUCGCUAGAUCGUUAGUUCCAAACAUUAUGGAAGGAUGGACGGAUACAGUUCGCUUAAUCGGCAGUUAAUUAAAAUAAUAAUAAUUAACUCAGGAUUUCAAGACGAAUCGUCUCUCGAGCAAGUACAAGGAUGUACAAAACGUCUAGCGAUAAAAUGUCUUAUCAGUUCCGAGCGUAAUAUUUUGUGACAGAAAUUUAAUGAUACAAAUUUUUAAAUUGGCAUACAAAUCUCAUCGAUUCCGCGUUUUCGAAAGAGAGGAAACGACACGUAUAAGGUGGUUACGUGGUGCGUACAUUGUGUGUGUGCAUGUGUGUGCGCGCACGCGCGCGCGCGCGCGUACGUGAUGCGUGCGUGUGUAACUGUGACUUCGAAAUGCGAUUUGUUGUGCCUGCGAUUUGUUGACGGAUGCUUCGCAUUUGUCUUUCCUUACGUUCGUCUUUUUCUUCCCGACAUGUUUUGCGCAUAGAUACUUUUUUUUUAAAUACUACACAAGUUAAUCAUGUGAUUUUAACGUUUUGUUAAUUGGAAAUUGCGGGAAAUUGAUUGAGUGACAGUAUGUAUUUCUUGGGAAUAUUAGUGAGUAAUCGAGAUAUAUUACCAUAUGACUAAAGUGAAACUCUUGAUAUGAAGAUACGAGAGUGAAUCGUUAAUACACUAGCAUGUUUGACAAAAAUAUCAUCAAGGAGAAUGCAAAUGUUCAAAUCAAAAAAUUUGUAGAUACAUUCAUAUUUCUGCAAAAAUUUAAAUCGAUUGUAUAGUUUUAAAUGAUGAGGAAUAUUUAUCAUCAGAUCUCGACUAAGCGUAAAUUUAAUAGUCACCUGUGUAUCCUGUAUACGAAAAAUAUACGUGAUGCUGUUGUUUCCAAACUGUUUGCAGCUGUGCAACAAGCUGCAGUACAACGAUAAGGACUGUCCUGAAUGUACUGAUGCCUGUAUAAUGUUAGAAGAAUUCUGCAUAUUUGCCACAGAACUGGCACGUCUGUGCGAGCGAGGAACGGCAGCUGUUCCUAUGAGCGCUUCUCGCUCAUUACACGGUGAUGGAAAGGACACCAAUCACAAAACUGGUUCAAAGAGGAUGGCAUAUGAGGUAUUUUUGGGCGGGUCUUGCAAUCCAACCACCUGGAGAUCAGAUAUAGCGAUCCCGACCCUUCAGAACCUCGGAAUUACUUACUACAAUCCUCAAGUGUCGCAAUGGGGUCCAGAGUUGAUAGCUCAGGAGUACGAGGCGAAGCAGACGGCGCGGGUCUUGCUAUUCGUUAUCGACAACCAGACGCGCAACAGCGCGGGUAUCAUUGAAGCGGCUCAACUAGCAGCUACGCGCAGCGAGUCCCUGGUGCUCGUCAUUUAUCCGUAUCGACAGGGGCAAACUAUACUCGGGGAGACCGUUUCUACUCAAGAAUAUUAUGAUUUGAUGAAUGGAUUGCUGGUACUUCAAUAUCUAAUGGAGAAGAAAAGGAUACCGAUAUUCGAGAGCGUUUCAGUUGCCCUUCAUUGCACAUCCAAGAUGUUACGCGAAGAGAUCAAUGUGCAGGAUUGUACGGAUUUAUAUACUGAAGAUGGCAUCAGACCUAUAAGAAUCUCUCUUACUCAGAAUAGGAUGGAUGCAGUAACAUUGCGAGAGAUUUUCAAAUCUAUGAAUGUUGAUGAUAGCGGAACGGUGAAGUUGGGAGAAGCUUGGGCGACAUUGCAGUCGAACACAGUGUGCAACAAUAUGCCUUUCUCAGAUUUGCUCAACACUGUGAAUAAAUCCGAAAUGUACAGGACAUUGAUAAACGGAUUUCCGACGAACGGCGAUCCGACAAAAUUUCGAAUCAAUUUCGAGCAGUUCUGUGCUCUGGCCAGCGAGUCGUCGUGGACACGAACGAAGAGUAAUGGCGUUUCUUGUGAAAGUGAGAUACCUUCAGUAUGGAAUAUAUUUUGUAGGAAGGCUUCAAAUUUUCUACGCCGAGCUAUUGUACAUCCUUUUAAUCAUUUUCUAGAUUGGACCAACUCCUUCGCACAAGAGUCCGAGAAGAGAGAUAUUUAUAUCGGCGUGGUCAAUAAAGAUCUGUUUUGGUUGGAAUCUUCUGCAGUGCCGCUGAUAGAGUCGAUGAGAUUAUCUCUGUAUCGAUCAAGUCUGAACGAGUACAACGUAAGAGUAUUACCACAAGAAUUACAAAAGAUGAAGAAUUCGCGGCUAAUCCUGCUGAUAGUGCCGCAACAUUCGCGCGGUAUUGCCAUUAUGGCGUUGGCAGCUCAUUUGAUUGGACUGCGUGCUAAGCUUGUCCUUUGUGUUCAGACUCUUCCCGAGGAUUCGAUCGUGUCUGGUGAAAAAUUGACUGAACAAGCCAGAAAAGAUUACAACCGGGGGAGGAUGUACCUGUCGGAUUAUGCGACGCGUGAAGGUGUACCUGUUUUUCAGAAUAUCGCAGAUGCUUUGCAACACGCGAUACAAUUAGUUCAAAAUCCUUGUUGACUUAAUUGCUCUUUACUAUUUUUUUCUAUUAUUUUCGUACAAAUAAGCUUCACGGUUCGAUGACUAAUUUAUUUUUACUUUUAAUAAUGUCCAGCUACCAUUUGAGAUCCACACUAUGGUACAUAUCAUAGGUAUAAUGAUGAUGAUGAUGAUGAUGAUGAUGAUGAUGAUGAUGAUGAUGCUUGCAUUGCCAUUAUUAUUCCUAUUAAGGGUGACCCUAUUCGUAGUAACUGGUGUUAUUAUUGGCCUAUACAAGAGAUUCUCCUUAUGAUGUAUCUUAUCAUUAUCAUUUUAUCAUUAUCAUUUCGAUAGCUCUCAUGCUAUUUACAUCUUUAACGAGAUAUCGUUCGUCUGUGUAUUAUUAUUAUAUAUUUUUAAAUUCUUGACAAAGUUAAAACAUAAGCAGUCAAGAUCUUUUAUUUCCAUCAAGAUAUUCCACAUUUAUUUUUAUUAUUAUUACUAUUUAUUAUGAGCACAAGACAUUUCUUGAGCAAUUAUUUUUACUUUAUAGGUCAAAUACACAAUUAAAAAAAUUUUUUUUUAAAGGGUGUUUAUAUACAUACAUACACACACACGUAUUUUAUACUAGCUAAAUAUAUCGAGCAGCUAAUUGUUUUAUUAUUGUUCUUUUUAGUGUUUUUAUUACUAUGUUCUUCUCUUUAUUGAAUGACAUUGAAUCUUUUGUUAUAGAAAUUAGUAAAAAAAAAGAUCGGUCUCUCACGGUAGAUGGACAUAUACCAUUUUUCCUCUCGUUCGUUUUUUUUUUCUUUUCCCUUUUUCUUUUUAUAGUAACUUAAUGUUCGCAAUUUUUUUUUGUAACUUUUUGGUAAUGUGGUUGAGGAUUGAGUUGAUACACAUACAUAAAACAACGUUUGUUUCUAAUGAUCUAAUCGAUUAUUAACUUUCGAAAUCUGAUCGGAAAGAGUAUGCGAGAGGAAAGAUGUCUUGCGGGGUUUGCUUAUGCUUGCGUACGUGCAUAUUUUGACCGAGUGUAUGCGUGUCGAUGUGCACUGUACGCAUAAACAUGAAAUUCAAUCGAUGGCGAGAAUUUCAAUAAAUUAGCCUACAACCUCGUCCGAAUCGAUAUACUUACGAAUGAAUGAGUGGUGAAUGAGAGAGAGAGAAGGGUGGAGGGGGGAAGAGAGAGAGAGAGAGAGAAUGAAAACGAAAUGUUCAGUUAUUUAAUGCCUCCGGAUCGUUCGAGAUCUUGCUGAGAGAUUUUAUCGUUUGAAUGAAAAAAAAAGAAGUGGCUCAAGAAAUUGUUUAUUAUAUUUUCGCACAUAUGUGACUUCAUACAUUCAUUUCAUCGAAUCAUUGCCUCUUCAAACAGAAUAAAACAGAGUUAUUAGCGUUUUCUUCAUAAAUUUUCCUUUCACUUAUUUUCUUUCGCGAGAGAAUAUUCGAUGCGAAAUUAUUGCCGGCAGUGAAUAAAAAUUCUUACAACUCUAUUGUGGUACUUAAUGAUCAUUACACGAUACCAUCUAUGGACAACAACCGUCUUUAAGCGUCUAACAUUAUGUAAUAUGACUCGAUCGAUACUCGAAAUACGAUAGCCACACAUUCUUUUUACUAUGCGCAAUGAAUAAUAAAGAAAACAGAUAAUAGCUUUUUCUUGCGAUAAACAGUCACUGCACGAAACUUGAUAUAUAUAAACUAUAAGAAACGUAUGAAAUUACAUGUCUAUUAUUGCUAUACAUUAUCUUUUGAUCAAGAAAUAAUAUUGAAUCGCAUUCGAUUGUAUACACGUAAUCAUGUCUUAUCGAUCAGAUAAAUGCAUUAUCAUUUCAUAUUCGAUCUUUGGUUUACUAUCCUUAUCAUUUUUAUUUUCUCUACAGCCCGUCCUUAUCUUGUUACUCUUCUAGAGGAAGUAAUAUCUUCGUAUAUUCUUAAGUGAUAACAACACCGGUAUCAUCGCCGGAAGAAACAAGGGAAUAUACACUGCAUAUCUGUAACAUUAUCACAAAAUUAUCUCUUACUCUCUUUUCCAUGAAUGUGCCUCUUAUUAAUUUUGUACAAAAUAAAAUCUGGGAAUAACAAAUAAACUUUUAUAGAAAAAUAUUAA
Messenger RNA from Cataglyphis hispanica, 5414 nucleotides. RefSeq lists its product as uncharacterized. The record is from RefSeq and is a predicted model, not a curated record. NCBI's taxonomy places the organism in Eukaryota, Metazoa, Arthropoda, Insecta, Hymenoptera, Formicidae. The transcript is spliced from 15 exons. Gene Ontology annotation, cellular component: plasma membrane. The coding region runs from base 1748 to 3352 and encodes 534 amino acids.